Molecule: messenger RNA, 2439 nt
Organism: Megachile rotundata (alfalfa leafcutting bee)
Lineage: Eukaryota; Metazoa; Arthropoda; Insecta; Hymenoptera; Megachilidae
Gene: Lfg
Product: Glutamate NMDA receptor-associated protein 1 lifeguard
Cellular component (GO): membrane
Source: RefSeq, a predicted model, not a curated record
GAUGGUACUUAACAGUAAACAGCAAAAGUAUAUAAGAUAUCACGCAAGCGCAAAUUGUGUUGAGGUCUCGUUUUCCAAUAUUCAACCUACUUCAUAUCAGUUGCUCGUAGCAGAUUCAGUUCGAAGGUUGAAAAGUGGGGAACAGUUAAUGUGACGUCUUCUUACUAUACGGAACACGUACAUUUUGCACGACCAAGUGAACGUGAUUAAUAGCAUAGACUCGUUGAUCUAAUUAUCACAUCAAGCAGAUACGACCAAUUUUCUGUAUAAGGAUCUUAAACGUCCUUUUAAAGAGUGACGCCAUAUUACGACACCGAUGUGAUUGUAAAAUCGUACAUAAAUCGUAAAUGUAGUGUUAAAACAAAAACCGAAAGAUGGCAACUUGGCAGAGUACACCUGGUGCAGGAUUUUAUCCAGGGCAACAAGGUUAUCCUCAACCCGGAUAUCCACCUCAACAAGAUCCAUAUAAUCCAGGAUAUCCACCAGCUUACGGCGGAAAUCAACCACCAGGUCCUGGUUUUGUGCCUCCAGGUGCUCCUCCUUACGGACAAGCUCCACCUCCUGGUCCAAUAUUUGGUCCAGGACCACAAGCAGCCAUGUAUGGGACAAACUAUGCAGAUGAUACUGUGUCAGGUGAAGUCAAAGGAUUUGAGUUCACUGACAAAACCAUCAGAAAUGGAUUUAUUAGGAAAGUAUACAGUAUCCUAAUGUGUCAGCUUCUGAUUACAGUAGGGCUGAUAGCAUUAUUCCUUUACCAUCGUCCAACUCAGAAAUGGGCAAUGGCCCAUCCAGAAAUGUUUUGGAUUUGUUUUGUAGCAACUAUUGUUCUAAUUAUAUGUAUGGCUUGCUGCACCAGUGUCAGACGAAAAGCUCCUAUGAAUUUCAUAUUUUUGUUCUUAUUUACAAUAGCAGAAGGUUUUCUGUUAGCCACUGCUGCUUCAACGUAUAAGUCUGAAGAGGUACUAUUGGCUGCUGGAAUUACUGCUGCUGUUUGCCUCGCAUUGACAAUAUUUGCGUUUCAAACGAAAAUCGACUUCACCGGUCUUCACAGUAUUCUGUUUGUUGCGUUGUUUAUUUUCAUACUUUUUGGAAUAAUUACGAUUUUCUGGCAUGGUAAGAUUAUAACCUUAGUGUAUGCGUCACUUGGAGCUCUAAUUUUCUCUGUUUAUCUUGUCUAUGAUACACAAUUGAUGCUUGGUGGUAAACAUAAAUAUUCUAUUUCUCCGGAAGAGUAUAUUUUUGCAGCGUUAAGUCUCUACAUAGAUGUUAUUAAUAUUUUCAUUUACAUUUUGACGAUUAUUGGUGUCUCACGAGAUUAAGUAGUAUUAAUCACUAUGUCGUUAAAUUAAUCUCUAAUGCAUAAUGCUUUUACUUUUUGUUACUUUGUUUUGGCUCCCUCUGUACAUAGAGAGUUCAUUGCAAAUAAAAAGUAAUUAGAGAUAUAAAAGAGGCGGUAUUGGCAGAAAAGAAUUUGUUUCUAUGAAAUAAUAGCUUUUACACAAUUUUUCAAGAUAUAGUGAACACAGAAAUUGUUUUAAUGUUCGACUUCUAAUCUUGUAAGUCAAGGAAAGUAAUUCCUAUCUUCGUUAAGGAACGUACACUGAUCGUUAAUAUUAAGGACAUAAAUGCGAAUGUACAUGCAUACAACAAAAAAUUUCUUAUAAACAUAUAAUUAUUCGUUUCAUCUUUUCAAUGGAAGAAAGUAUUAUAUUCAUUUUCAUUGAAUUUACUUAAAGAAGUAAUAUUUAUUUUCUGAAGAAGGUUUUUGCGUUCUGUACAUUUGUCAUAAUACAAAAAUUGUUAUAUAUAUACAGCAAAACAUAUGGAUUCAUGUAAUAUGAAUACAUUUUAAUAAUAUUAAAGUCAAUAUAUUAGAUUUAGUAUUGUAAUGUUUGAAUGUUACUAAAAUUUCGUAUUAUUGCAAAAAUGUAUACAUGCAUAUUUAUCUGUUGUGUCUUCUGGCAGCAUAUGUUAUUAAAUCAUAUUUACAUAAUAAAAGAAAUAUUGUAAAAUAUCGAUUAAUAUUUGAAUUCCUAGUUCUAAAAAUUUGUUUUAUUUAAUACAUUGUAAUAUACAUUAUGUUUAUGACGAUAUAUUGUAAGACAAAUACACGCAAUACACUACAAAAAAUGUUUUAACACAAGUCAACACGAGAUUUGUGUUAACUCCACGCAAGUGAUUGUAUUAUAAAAUCAUUUCUUCGUGAAUAUUUUAUAUACUUUAUAUUGUUUAUUGCAGAGGAAAAUAAAAAACAGUUAUCUCGAAAUCGUGAAUGUUUAUAUUUGUAGUAAAUUAGUUUUACACAAAUAGGAUAAAAGCUCUUGGUCUUCAGCUUUCAAAUUUUAACUUAAGAUUUAAAUAAGCAUAUGUAGUGCAAUGUCUGUAUGAAAAAGCAUUCAAUGUUCACAUAGAUUUUAAAGAUUAAAAAGCCCACAUUCA